GGCGUUGCCCUCUGUUCCUGGCCCCUCAGGCAGCCACCCCAGUGGGCACACGCGCAGGUGCUGCUCCUGCCCCGCGCUCCCUCCCUUUGCCUUUCACUUCCCAGCUGCCAAGAUCUUGGAAGCUUUGAAGCUCAGCAAAGAAGGGAAUCCAGCGAGAAUAGCCUGUAAAGUGUCAAGCAAUAUCCAGACAUUAGCAGCACUUUGCCUGUCCCCUACCUGAGCCUGGGAUUCUUCCAUUGGUAUCCCAGGACCACCUGCCUGCCUUUACCCUCUGUGAAAGCUUUCCGCAUCCUGCCACUGAGCACCGAGGAGGUAACAGUAGUUGGAGAGAUUCCAACUGAGAGAACAUGUCAUUCAGAUUCGGCCAACAUCUCAUCAAGCCCUCUGUGGUGUUUCUCAGGACAGAACUGUCCUACGCCCUCGUGAACAGGAAACCUGUGGUCCCAGGACAUGUCCUGGUGUGUCCCCUCCGGCCAGUGGAGCGCUUUCGAGAUCUGCGUCCCGAUGAAGCGGCUGAUUUGUUUCAGGCGACCCAGAGGGUCGGCAAGGUGGUGGAAAAGCAUUUCCAGGGGACUUCUCUUACUCUUGCUAUGCAGGAUGGCCCCGAAGCUGGACAGACUGUGAAGCACAUUCACAUCCACAUUCUGCCCAGGAAGGCUGGAGACUUUCACAGGAAUGACAGCAUUUAUGAUAAGCUCCAGACACAUGACAAAGAGGGAGUGGACUCCCCAGCCCUGUGGAGAUCAGAGGAGGAAAUGGCAGCAGAAGCCGCGGCGCUGCGGGCCUACUUUCAGUGACACAGGCAUGAAAAGCAACUCGAACAAAUCCCAAGGCAUAAGGAAAUGGGCCUGUUCUCAGGAGUCUGCGGCAUCGGAAAUGAAGCCAAGCAGACUUUAUUACAUCCUCCAAUUCAGCAACCUUUUGCUCAGCAUUUUAUUACCCUGCGGAAGCCACCCGGUUAUGUUUCAAUCACGAUGACUGACAGGCUAACUUCAACACCAUGGCAUCGGCAGCCCUUCCGCCCUCCUGGUCUGCGCCCUCAGAACAAAGCCCUUUCUAAGUUGUCCCUGGGCCUGGAUGGAAAUAAAACGGCAGUUAAGAUAUU
Myotis daubentonii (Daubenton's bat) is the source of this 1105-nucleotide messenger RNA. RefSeq names its product fragile histidine triad diadenosine triphosphatase (gene FHIT). Lineage: Eukaryota; Metazoa; Chordata; Mammalia; Chiroptera; Vespertilionidae. The record is from RefSeq and is a predicted model, not a curated record. Gene Ontology annotation, cellular component: plasma membrane; cytoplasm; nucleus. Gene Ontology annotation, molecular function: ubiquitin protein ligase binding; bis(5'-adenosyl)-triphosphatase activity. Gene Ontology annotation, biological process: negative regulation of proteasomal ubiquitin-dependent protein catabolic process; diadenosine triphosphate catabolic process; purine nucleotide metabolic process.